Molecule: messenger RNA, 4663 nt
Organism: Drosophila rhopaloa
Lineage: Eukaryota; Metazoa; Arthropoda; Insecta; Diptera; Drosophilidae
Gene: bi
Product: optomotor-blind protein
Biological process (GO): cell fate specification; positive regulation of DNA-templated transcription; regulation of transcription by RNA polymerase II
Cellular component (GO): nucleus
Molecular function (GO): RNA polymerase II cis-regulatory region sequence-specific DNA binding; DNA-binding transcription factor activity, RNA polymerase II-specific
Source: RefSeq, a predicted model, not a curated record
AGCAAUUAAGAAAAUAGUUUCAAUAAAUUUUAAAGCCCCAAAAGCAAAAUACGGAAGGCUUAGAGUCAAAAAAGCAAAACAAAUUUUUAUAUGUUUUGCAUACAAAUAAAUAUGUUUGAAAAGCACUAAAAUAAGGGCUGUAAAUUAAAGCGUAGAAUUUGUUUUUUAACAAAUUAGGAUUAUAUGCUUUAAAAACCAACAAAAUUAGGGAACGGUUUUACAAAUUAUAAUUAUACAGGCUAUUUAAAACAAUAUUAUUUGGUAUUUACCGCAAGAAAAUCUUAUAUAAAGAAGUAAACUAUUAAAACAGUAAAAAUCCAAGCAGCAAAAGCCAUAGAUUUAAAAAAAAUUAAAGAAGGGAAAAGAAAUAGGUGAAUAAAAACUCAUAAUCACGCCAAAAACAUUUUUAAAAUAGUGAAAAAUCCCUAUUAGGAAUGCACAAAUCCAGAAAUACUUACAAAACUUAGUAGAUAAAGGCAAAAAAAAAACAAAAGAUCAAUCAAAUGAGCUGAAAUACAAUGCGUAUGAUACUAUUCAAAUAAAAACUAUAGUUUAAGACCUCAAAUCUGGGCAAAGCAAAUGUUAUUAUUAUACAAUCCUAAGACUCGGGCAGCAAUCGCUAUAAAUCCUUUAAUAAGUAAAGACAUUCAAGUUUUAAUAAAUAAACAAUAAACUAUUGAAAACGACACUGAUCAAAAUGUAUAAAAUGAAAACCAAAAUCAAGGCAGGAACUGAUUUAACACUCAAAAAAAUCUCAAGCGGCGAAACCAACUAAAAUUCAAAUCCAUUUUUUCUAUAGCAAUUAAACAAGAAUUUUUUUGAAAACAACAACUGAAGAAAAAGAGAGUGCCAGUGUAUGUCAACCCCAUCCCAAAUUAAAAAUCAAGUAUAAAAACAAGUACCUGUAGAACAAAAAUAAAAAUCAUCUAAGGACAUUUUCGAGAGAUCCCUAAAACAGAGAUCGCCGUGGGAAAUCAAUUCUGCAUGACGCACUUGGUUGUUUGAAACGGUUAUGUGAUGAGAUACGACGUCCAGGAGCUGCUACUUCAUCAGUCUGCUGAGGAUCCAUUCGCUAGAUUUGCCAAUGGGAUGGCAUAUCAUCCAUUUCUGCAGCUAACGCAACGACCCACUGACUUCAGCGUAUCCUCGCUGUUGACGGCGGGUAGCAACAACAGUAAUAAUACUAAUAAUAGUAACAGCAGCGGAAACAACAACAACUCCAACAACAAUUCCAACAACACCAAUAAUAACACCAAUAAUCUAGUGGCCGUUUCACCAACGGGUGGUGGUGCGCAGUUAUCGCCGCAGAGCAACCACAGCAGCAGCAACACCACCACCACCAGCAACACCAACAACUCCAGUUCCAACAACAACAACAAUAAUAAUAACAACAAUAAUAAUAAUAACAACAACAACCAUACAAAUAAUAAUAACAACAAUAAUACGAAUCAAAAACAAGGACACCAUUUGAGCACCACCGAAGAUACAACAUCGCCAGCUGGGACACCACCACCGCCCACAAUUGUUGGUGUACCGUCAAUACCACCCCCCAACAACAACACAGCUGCCCAUCCAUCGCACCACCCAACAACAACAACAACAGCAAGGGAGGCUCAUCACUCACCAAAUACGGGUGCCGCUGCACCACCCAGUGGCGUAACGGGCUUACCGCCACCCACACCGCCGCACCACCUCCAACAACAACACCAGCAGCAGGCCCCACCACCACCACCCCCCUAUUUUCCCGCUGCGGCACUGGCCGCCCUCGCUGGAAGUCCGGCCGGACCACAUCCGGGCCUAUAUCCCGGCGGCGGACUCCGCUUCCCGCCACACCACCCGGGUGCCCACCCACACGCCCACCACCUGGCCAGCGCCUACACCACCGCCGAGGACGUCGUCCUUGCCUCGGCCGUCGCCCACCAGCUGCAUCCGGCGAUGCGCCCCCUGCGGGCACUGCAGCCCGAGGACGACGGGGUCGUCGACGAUCCCAAGGUCACGCUGGAGGGCAAGGACCUGUGGGAGAAGUUCCACAAGCUGGGCACCGAAAUGGUCAUCACCAAGAGCGGCAGACAAAUGUUUCCGCAAAUGAAAUUUCGUGUUUCGGGACUGGAUGCCAAGGCUAAAUACAUCUUGCUACUGGACAUCGUGGCGGCGGACGAUUAUCGUUAUAAAUUCCAUAAUAGUCGCUGGAUGGUGGCUGGGAAAGCGGACCCCGAGAUGCCAAAACGCAUGUAUAUCCAUCCAGAUUCGCCCACAACGGGUGAGCAAUGGAUGCAGAAAGUUGUUUCAUUUCACAAAUUAAAAUUGACCAACAAUAUUAGUGAUAAACAUGGAUUUGUAAGUACUACGAUCCUGAACUCGAUGCACAAGUACCAGCCGCGUUUCCACCUGGUGCGAGCCAAUGACAUCCUGAAGCUGCCGUACUCCACGUUUCGCACGUACGUCUUCAAGGAGACCGAGUUCAUCGCCGUCACUGCAUAUCAAAAUGAGAAGAUAACUCAAUUGAAAAUCGACAACAAUCCCUUUGCGAAGGGCUUUCGUGAUACUGGUGCUGGCAAGCGGGAAAAGAAGCAGGCGUUGAUGUCGAACCGAGGGUCCGAUUCGGACAAGCUAAACCCGACCCACGUGAGCAGUUCGCGGGCACCGCUCCACCUGGGCCACGCCGGCCGUCCGCCCCACCUGCACCCCCACGCCGCCCUCCUCGACAACCAGCAGGACGACGACGACAAGCUCCUGGACGUCGUGGGUCCUCCGCAGAGUCCGCUCCUGCCGCUCAGCCACUCGCUGCAGCAGAUGCACGCCCACCAGCACUCCGCCUUGGCCGCCUGGUUCAACCACCUGGCGGGCGCGGGAGCCGGCGCCUCGGAGCACGCAGCCGCUGCUGCCGCGAAUGCCAGUGCGGAGGAUGCACUGCGUCGCCGCUUGCAGGCGGACGCCGACGCGGAGCGGGAUGGCAGCGACUCGAGCUGCUCGGAGAGCGUCGGCGGCAGCACCGGCGGUGCCUUCAGGCCCACCUCGACGGGCAGUCCCAAGGAGGCGGGUGGGGCGGCCGCCGCGGCCGCUGGCCUAAAUCCCGGCGGUGGCGGUGGUGGCGGCAGCUACCCCUCGCCGAACAUCUCGGUGGGUCCGCCGAUCCAUCCGUCGCCGCACCUGUUGCCUUACCUCUAUCCCCACGGCCUCUAUCCGCCGCCGCAUCUGGGCCUGCUGCACAAUCCGGCGGCGGCGGCGGCCAUGAGUCCGGCGGGCCUCAAUCCCGGCCUGCUCUUCAACGCCCAGCUGGCGCUGGCCGCCCAGCAUCCGGCCUUGUUUGGCCACGCCUACGCGGCGGCGGGACACACGCCGGUGUCGCCGUUGCAGGGAUUGAAGAGCCACCGCUUCUCGCCGUACAGUUUGCCGGGCAGCCUGGGCUCCGCCUUCGAUGCAGUGACUCCCGGCUCGAAUGCCAAUCGCUCGGGCGAUCCGCCCGGCGGCGGACCUCUGGGUGGGGGCGUGGUGGAGAACGGACCCCGCAGCCUGAGCUCCAGUCCGCGACCGCGGCCCGCCUCCCACUCGCCGCCCACGCGACCCAUCUCCAUGUCGCCCACCACGCCCCCUUCCCUGAUGAAGCGCGGCGGGGGCGGAGGGGGCGUGGCCCAGGCCCAGCACUCGCCGUCGGAGCUGAAGAGCAUGGAGAAGAUGGUCAACGGACUGGAGGUGCAGCACAACGGCAGUGCGGCGGCGGCAGCGGCUGCUUUGCAACUGGCCGAGGAGGCGGCCCAACACCACCACCACACCCAGGCGCACCACCCACAGCAGCCGCAUCCGCACCACCAGCCGCAGCAGCACCAGGCGCACCACCAGCAGCAGCAGCACCACCCGACCCAUCUGCACCCGCAUCCGCAUCAUGGGGCGACGACGGGCGGGGCGGACCAGUGACAAUUACUGGACGGCCGCUCCGACUGCGAGGACGGCGGCCUGGAACUGGAGCUGGAGCUGGAGCUGGAGGAGGACGUGGAGGAGCAGGAGGAGGCGGAGGAGCAGGACGAGGACCGCAGCUCGGUGAUCGACCUCGACCUGGACGUCGACGUCUGACCGCGAACGGAGGAACGCCGCAGCCUCUAGCCCCCGAAGUACACGGCCGCCGUUUUCGUGGCUUAGCCGCCAGUGUUGUACAUACAUAUAGCGAUCUGAUCCCCGGACUUGGGCAUUUGUAGCAUAAAGGAGAGAGAGAGAGGAGUAGGGAGUGGAGUCGUCCUUUCCAAUCACCCUGCCCCCCGCUCGAAUCGCCGGCCAUAAGUCCUUUUUUUUCUGUCUCGUUUCUAAGCAAAGCCUAGCCCCUAGAAAUCGCCGGCGAUUUGCAGGCAGUGUGAUUGAGGGAGGGGAGGGGGGAGGAAAGGAGUAGGGGCGUGGCAAGAACGGAUGAAACUUUUAGCGCCUUGAAGGGCCAACACACUUGGAGAUCAAACAAACAUAAAAAAACAAUGAGAAAUAAGGGGCAAACAAAUACCCUCAUACAAAUUUAUAAAGGCAUAUAUAAAAUAUGUAUCACCCAUAUAUGUAUAUUGAUUGGAUUGGAAAUAGCAACAUCAAAGAUGGCGCCUCUUUAUAUACAUCUAGAACAUAUAUAUAUAUAUAUAUAUAUAUAUAGUAUAUAUAGAAGCUGAUAUAUAUACAGAUUGUAACC